Mya arenaria is the source of this 2889-nucleotide messenger RNA. Its product is annotated as ribonucleoside-diphosphate reductase large subunit-like. Gene Ontology annotation, biological process: deoxyribonucleotide biosynthetic process; DNA replication. The record is from RefSeq and is a predicted model, not a curated record. Gene Ontology annotation, molecular function: ribonucleoside-diphosphate reductase activity, thioredoxin disulfide as acceptor; ATP binding. NCBI's taxonomy places the organism in Eukaryota, Metazoa, Mollusca, Bivalvia, Myida, Myidae. Gene Ontology annotation, cellular component: ribonucleoside-diphosphate reductase complex. The transcript is spliced from 19 exons. Bases 106 to 2496 code for a protein of 796 amino acids.
GCACCUGGUACCGGUAAAUUAGCGCGGGAAAUUAUCUGGCGCUUUAUUCGAGUGCGGGAGCGAAAUAAACAAAAGGACUUUGUUGAUCUACAGAACUUGGUCAAGAUGUUUGUUAUUAAAAGGAAUGGUCGGAAAGAGAAGGUGAUGUUUGACAAGAUUACAUCUCGGAUCCAGAAGCUGUGCUAUGGACUUCAUCCAGAGUUUGUUGACCCAGCUCAGAUUACUAUGAAGGUGAUCAGUGGUCUGUACCAGGGAGUGACUACGGUGGAACUGGACAACCUGGCAGCAGAGACCGCUGCUACCAUGACGACCAAACACCCGGACUACGCCCAGCUGGCUGCAAGGAUCGCCGUCUCCAACCUGCACAAGGAAACCAAAAAAGUGUUCAGUGAUGUGAUGGAUGAUUUGUUCACAAUGGUGAAUCCCAAAACACAGAAAGCUUCUCCCAUGAUCUCAGAAGAGAUACACAAAAUCAUCAUGGACAACUCUGAGAGACUGAAUUCUUCAAUCAUAUAUGAUCGUGAUUACACAUACAACUACUUUGGGUUCAAGACCCUUGAACGGUCCUACCUCUUGAAAAUAGAUGGCAAAGUUGUUGAGCGUCCCCAGCACAUGUUGAUGAGAGUUUCUGUAGGAAUUCAUCACACUGACAUUGAUGCUGCCAUCGAGACAUACAACUUGCUAUCAGAGAAGUGGUUCACACAUGCAUCUCCUACCUUGUUUAACGCUGGUACCGUUCGACCCCAACUGUCAAGUUGCUUUUUAUUGACCAUGCACUCAGAUAGUAUAGAGGGUAUCUAUGAUACCCUGAAGCAGUGUGCCCUCAUCUCAAAAGCUGCUGGAGGGAUUGGGCUGAAUGUUCAUAACAUCCGUUCCACUGGUAGCUACAUUGCAGGAACAAACGGUACAUCAAACGGCCUUUUGCCGAUGUUGCGGGUCUACAACAACACAGCCAGAUAUGUGGACCAGGGAGGAAACAAGCGCCCGGGAGCAUUUGCCAUUUACCUAGAGCCUUGGCAUGCAGACAUAUUUGAUUUCCUUGACUGUCGUAAGAACACAGGCAAGGAAGAGCAGAGGGCCCGUGACCUGUUUUAUGCCCUCUGGAUUCCGGACCUGUUUAUGAAGCGUGUGGAGACAAAUGGGGAGUGGACCCUAAUGUGCCCCGCCGAGUGCCCAGGUCUCCAUGACUGCUGGGGAGAAGAGUUCGAGAAACUCUACACUCAGUAUGAGAGUGAGGGUCGUGGACGGAAGACAAUCAAGGCUCAACAGCUGUGGUACGCCAUCAUUGAGGCCCAGACUGAGACGGGCACCCCGUAUAUGCUGUACAAGGACAGCUGUAACGGCAAGUCCAACCAGCAGAACCUGGGCACCAUCAAGUGUAGCAAUCUGUGUACCGAGAUUAUCGAGUACAGUAGCAAGGAUGAAGUGGCAGUGUGCAAUUUGGCUUCCAUUGCCUUGAACAUGUUUGUGAAGCCGGAUCAGACAUAUGACUUUGCCAAGCUGGCAGACGUAACCAAGGUUAUUGUAAGAAAUCUCAACAAAAUCAUUGAUGUCAACUACUAUCCUGUGAUAGAGGCAGAAAAUUCAAAUAUGAGGCAUCGCCCAAUAGGUAUCGGUGUCCAGGGGCUUGCUGAUGCCUUUAUUCUCAUGAGGUUCCCAUUUGAAAGCCCAGAAGCACAACAACUGAACAAGGACAUAUUUGAGACCAUCUACUUUGCGGCCCUUGAUGCCAGUUGUGAGCUAGCAGAAAAACUUGGCCCCUAUAAAACCUAUCCUGGAUCACCUGUCAGUAAAGGGAUUCUUCAACAUGACAUGUGGGAUGUGAAGGAUACUGAACGUUUAGAUUGGGCUGGUCUACGUGCACGUAUUGCCAAACAUGGAGUGAGAAACAGCCUGCUGCUUGCCCCAAUGCCAACGGCUUCCACUGCUCAGAUCCUUGGCAACAAUGAGUCUAUUGAGGCUUACACUAGCAACAUAUACACCCGAAGGGUGCUCUCUGGAGAAUUUCAGAUUGUGAAUCACCACAUGCUGAAGGACCUGACGGAGCAGGGCCUAUGGAAUGAAGACAUGAAGAACAUGCUCAUUGCUCACGGCGGAUCCAUACAGAAAUUAGAUGGCAUCCCGCAGGACAUUAAGGCACUUUACAAGACGGUGUGGGAAAUCUCCCAGAAGACCGUUCUCAAGAUGGCUGCGGACCGUGGGGCAUACAUUGACCAGAGCCAGUCUCUAAACCUACACAUCGCUGAACCAAACUACGGCAAACUAACCAGCAUGCACUUCUAUGCUUGGAAACUGGGUCUAAAGACUGGUAUGUACUAUCUCCGCACAAAGCCUGCUGCCAAUGCCAUCCAGUUCACCGUGGACAAGACAAAACUGGCAGAGAAAAGCAAGGCAAUCAAGGAAGAGGAGGAGGCUACGACGUCACAGGAGCAGAACAUGGCCACGAUGGUGUGCUCUCUGGAGAACAAAGACGACUGCCUUAUGUGUGGCUCCUAGAUUAGAAGCUUAAAAUUUGAGCGAAUUUUGUGUGGUGACUAUUGUGCCAUUGAGUUGAAUCUUUCAAAUGUGAACUGGGUCUUCUCGUUAAAUGUUGGACACAGAAAUUGUAUAUUAUUGCACAAACAUACACACUUGAGUUAUAAUUGUUAAGUAGAUGGUAACAUUAUACCUAAUUAAUCAUGAAUCGUAUGCUGAAAGUGCUGUAUAUCUUGUGAGGUGAUUAAUGAAUUGAAAACUAAUAUAUUGAUUAAAUUUCUGUUAAAUGAGUUGCUUGCAAUGUGACAUUUUUGUUUAUUCAUUUACUAUUAUUGGAUUAUUUAUAUAAAAUUUGUAAUAAUUUCCUUAAUGUCAUAUUUAUUAGAUCUGAUUGUCUUUAUUAAAUAUUCCUCA